GUAUCCGCCUUAUGUCUCGUUAUCGUCUGCUUCUUUGAAUCAAUAGCAAAUACUUGUCAUCAUCUGCACAUGCUUUUUGGCUAUAGAGUGUAAAAACUAGUUUUAAUGACUUCCAUAAAGGAGCACACGAUGUAUUGCGAGCAUCAUUUUUAGACCGUUUAUCAAGAGUCUUCGAAACAUUUUUAUUGUGGGCCUUUACUGUUUCUACAAAUGAUGAAACGACAGAACGUCCGAACAUUGUCUCUGAUUGUCUGCACUUUCACGUACCUUCUGAUCGGUGCCGCCGUCUUCGACGCCCUGGAAUCUGAGAACGAGAUUGAAAUGAAAAGAAGUCUUCUCAGUCGUGAGGAGGAGAUCAUAAAACGACAUAACAUCUCGGAUGAAGACUUCGAAAAGAUUCGGGAAAAUGCACUGAGGUCUAGGCAAUAUAGAGUGGAAAACCAAUGGAAAUUUGUAGGCGCACUUUAUUUUUCUCUCGUCGUUUGCUCUGUAAUAGGAUAUGGUCACAGUACACCAAAAACAGUACCAGGCAAGUUAUUUUGUAUGAUAUACGCAUUAGUGGGGAUUCCAUUGUUUCUGAUAAUGUUCCAAAGUGUUGGUGAACGACUUAAUACUUUUGUAACGUUUUUACUGAAAAAUGUCAAGAAGUGUUUUCGAUGUAAAAGCAAGGAAGUGUCCCAGACUGAUUUAAUAGUGAUAACACUAAUGCUAUCCAGUAUAAUACUUACAACUGGAGCUCUCAUUUUCUCCCGGAACGAGGGAUGGAAGAUGCUUGAUGCUUUUUAUUACUGUUUUAUAACUCUUACAACGAUAGGGUUUGGGGAUUAUGUAGCCAUGCAACGAGAGAACAACGACCCUGGAUAUAUAGUCGUUAGUCUGUUGUUCAUUAUCAUAGGUUUAACGGUUAUUUCUGCAGCCAUGAAUUUACUUGUUCUGAGAUUUUUGACAAUGAACACCGAGGACGAGAGAAGAGACGAAAUAGAGGCUGCUGUAGCUGCCCAGAAUGCAGUUCGUCUGGAAGGUGACGUCAUAACUGGAAAUGGUGGCGUCGUGUCAAACGCUCAAGAGCGUCCCGAAUUUCAAGAGGUUUUGUCUGUCUGUUCGUGUUCAUGUUACAAAUGGCGCUCCCCUAAAGAUAAAAUUUAUAAUUCAAAUCCCAACUCGAAUCACAUUUCUCCAUUUAUACACUCAACUGUCAAUGUGUCUAAGGAGGAGGAUUUGUCGGACGAGGGAGAAUCUUUUCUGGAAUGGCAGAGAACGAAAAGGGCGUCAUUGUAGCACAUGGUGAAGUUACUGAAAGAUCAUGGCCAUUAAUUUGAAUUGUGUUUUUUUUUUUAUUUUGAUCAUUCACAUCUUCAAAGAGUUUUCGACAAAUCCAAAACACAUUUUUAAUUUCCCUCAUUAUCAAAAGUAUAUAUUUGAAAAUGUACAUGGUAAUAAUUAAAUGAUUUAGUACUUGAUAUAUAUUUAGAUGCACAAAAGAUAUCAAUCCUAUUUCUAUUUUUAAAAAUAGUUUACUGGCAAUAUAUGUGAAAUGAUGGCAUUCAUUAUUUGUUUACAAGCUUUUGUUAGAAUAAAAGAGUUUUGUUUUUAUACAUUAUUA
Molecule: messenger RNA, 1603 nt
Organism: Saccostrea echinata
Lineage: Eukaryota; Metazoa; Mollusca; Bivalvia; Ostreida; Ostreidae
Product: two pore potassium channel protein sup-9-like
Exons: 3
Coding region: 211-1278 (355 amino acids)
Biological process (GO): potassium ion transmembrane transport; stabilization of membrane potential
Cellular component (GO): membrane
Molecular function (GO): potassium ion leak channel activity
Source: RefSeq, a predicted model, not a curated record